Iphiclides podalirius (scarce swallowtail) is the source of this 1383-nucleotide messenger RNA. The record is from the annotation of a GenBank genome assembly. NCBI's taxonomy places the organism in Eukaryota, Metazoa, Arthropoda, Insecta, Lepidoptera, Papilionidae.
AUGGACACGUUGUGGGUAUUCGCAGUUGUUAUCGGUGUGGUAGCUGGCGAUGUGGGCCUGGGCUACCACUACAAGGUACCCCAGACAUCCUAUGGAGUGCCAACUUACCAGGGCAGUGCUGGAAGCAGUGGCUACAACAAUGGCUUGGGCGUAGGCUCCGGCAGCAACUACAACCAAUACGCCGGCGGUCUCGGUUCUGGCUCCAACUAUUUCGCUACGCAGUCUGGCCUCGGACAAUCGACCGUUGCCCAGUCCAGCAUUGGGCAGUCCACUUUAGGGCAGUCGAGCAUUGGACAGACCAGUGGUUUACCGAGCGGCGAACUCAGCUCCGUCUUCGGCCAGAACACCGGCUACGUGAGCGGAUUCCAGAGCACCGGAAACGCCGCGAGCGCCGCAGCUGGCGCCGAGGCGAACAAAAACUUCUUCCAAAGCGGUUUCAUCCAGCCCACCUACCAGACGGGCGAUUACUCCGCGUUCAACCAGUUCCAGUCCAGCCAGUACCAAGCCAGCGCCGCCGACAAGUACCAGCAGUACUACGACGUGAUCCAACAGCAACCCGCUCAGGUGUUCAAGCAUUACUACGUGCACGCUGCGCCCGAAGAGCCCGAAUCGCCGAAAUCACGUCAGCCAAUCGUCUUGCCACCGCCGCAGAAGCACUACAAGAUCAUCUUCAUCAAGGCACCGUCCACACCGGCGCAGGCGCCGCAGAUCAUCCCCGUGCAGUCGCAGAACGAAGAGAAGACCAUUGUCUACGUGCUCGUGAAGAAACCAGAGGAUGCGCAGAACAUUGUGCUGCCCAAGAUCGAGCAAAAGCCACCCACCAAGCCCGAGGUGUACUUCAUCAAAUAUAACAACAAACAGGACUCGCAGGCAGUCAUCAAUGACAUUGUGUCCGACCUAAACAAAGGUGGUGGCGCUAAUGUUGGCUACUCCGCAGUUGAUGCGUCAAAUCAAGGAAGCGUGUCUGCGGGGCCGUUCGGACAAGGCCUCAGUUUGUCUGAGAACCAGGGUUCAUCGUCGAACUUCGAUUCAUCGAGUUCCUUGGGCUCAGCCACGUUUGGUUCUGGAUUGGGCAGCUCCAGUGCCUUUAGUUCCGUCACAAGUGCCCCCACUUCAUUUGAUUCAAACUCCGGCGGGUCGUCCGGUACGUUCGGGUCAUCGUUUGGAUCAUCAUCGAACGGGUUCGGAGUUUACGACGGCGCCAAGGGUCAGACGUUGGCCGUGUCGACUGUCGACGGCGGCUCCGACAGCGGCUAUGACAGCUCAUCCGGUUCCAGCGUCUCUUCCACCGCCAGCACCAUCGGCGGCUACGACGCGAGCGCAAUCUCCACUAGUCAAGGCAUCCCCCACGAGUCUUACGGACCACCCAAGUUCAAAGUUCUU